AUACAGUUCCCCCAACCGCCAAUUCCCCAAAUUACCCUUCUAUUUGUCAAUUUCGUGACCCAGAAAACCUCGUUCAUCUAUAUUCAUCAUCAAUCAACCAAAAAACAAUCAUUUAUUUCUCUCUCUUAAAAGGAACAAACUUUUUGGGUUCUUGUUUCUCUCUCUACGAACAAACAGACGAUGGCAACUGGGCUGCUCAGGAAAGGACUCUCAAUCGCUAGGGUUUCCAAAACGGCACCUUUUACCUCAAGACUGAUCCCUACAAGGUUUCACGCAUCAGAAGCAGAAGCACAAAAGGUUGAACCAAAAGCAAGCUCAACCGCAAGCCUUAAGACUUUCCAAAUAUACAGAUGGAACCCCGAUAACCCAUCGAAACCCACACUUCAAGAUUACAAGAUCGACCUAAAAGAAUGUGGCCCGAUGGUUCUUGAUGCUCUAAUCAAGAUCAAGAACGAGAUUGAUCCUACCCUAACAUUUCGCAGAUCUUGCAGAGAAGGAAUUUGUGGUUCUUGUGCUAUGAAUAUUGAUGGGUGUAAUGGAUUAGCAUGUUUAACAAAAAUCUCAUCUGGGUCUACUUCGUCAACAAUAACUCCUUUGCCGCAUAUGUUUGUGAUUAAAGAUUUGGUCGUCGAUAUGACUAAUUUUUAUAAUCAGUAUAAGAGUAUUGAGCCUUGGCUUAAAAGAAAGAACCCACCUCCUGUUGAUGGGAAAGAGAUUCCUCAGAGUAAGAAAGACAGGGCUAAACUAGAUGGCAUGUAUGAGUGUAUUCUGUGUGCUUGUUGCAGUACUUCUUGCCCUAGUUAUUGGUGGAAUCCUGAAUCUUACUUGGGUCCUGCUGCUUUGCUCCAUGCAAAUAGGUGGAUCAGCGAUAGCCGUGAUGAAUAUACCAAUGAGCGGCUGGAUGCAAUAAACGAUGAGUUCAAGCUCUACCGCUGCCAUACCAUAUUGAAUUGUGCCCGUGCCUGCCCCAAAGGGUUGAACCCUGGAAAGCAGAUCAUGCAUAUCAAGCAGCUCCAGAUGGUAGGUGGUGCAUAAGUUUUUCAAUUGGAGAAGCAUGAGGGUGUGCAACUGACAAAUUGUUCUGGGGAUUUUUGGAGGGCCCUGCAAAGUUUCAAUUUAUAAUAAUAUGUGCACCAAAGUUUAUUGUACAUCCCCUUUGUAUUCAGGAUUAGGAUUGAAGUGUGAUGCCCUUCUUUCCCAAUAAAUAUUUAUAAAAGUUGAUUGGGCUAGUGAUUUUGAAUUCCAUUUGCAGUAAGCUCCAUCUGGUGGUAGGGUUUUAUGGGACGCAAAGAAUUGAAUUAUUUGCAGUAUUAACUUGUUGGAGAAUUUCUAUGUUGUGUAUUUUUGGUUGACUGCUAUGCAAAUAACAGAUAGUAACGAAGUUAUAGAUA
Molecule: messenger RNA, 1391 nt
Organism: Ricinus communis (castor bean)
Lineage: Eukaryota; Viridiplantae; Streptophyta; Magnoliopsida; Malpighiales; Euphorbiaceae
Product: succinate dehydrogenase [ubiquinone] iron-sulfur subunit 2, mitochondrial
Exons: 2
Coding region: 181-1035 (284 amino acids)
Biological process (GO): aerobic respiration; respiratory electron transport chain; tricarboxylic acid cycle
Cellular component (GO): mitochondrion
Molecular function (GO): electron transfer activity; 2 iron, 2 sulfur cluster binding
Source: RefSeq, a predicted model, not a curated record